Messenger RNA from Dinoponera quadriceps, 1872 nucleotides. Its product is annotated as synaptic vesicle glycoprotein 2C-like. Lineage: Eukaryota; Metazoa; Arthropoda; Insecta; Hymenoptera; Formicidae. The record is from RefSeq and is a predicted model, not a curated record. Bases 1 to 1806 code for a protein of 601 amino acids. The transcript has 13 exons. Gene Ontology annotation, cellular component: membrane. Gene Ontology annotation, biological process: transmembrane transport. Gene Ontology annotation, molecular function: transmembrane transporter activity.
AUGCGCGCGAGGCGAAGACGAAAACGCCCCUGGGGACAGAGACGGAGUGUCGACCUCCGGAUAUUCUCUCAACAACGCCGAGCGUCAGCCGGAGAGCUUAAAUCGAAGCCUGGGAUCUGCGUGACGCGUCUUUUUUACGACUCGUCGAAUAUCGAGGGACAAUACCGUGGCACCAGCAGCACCAGGAAACGACACUGCGGCGGCACGUCGAGGGAGAACCUGCGACCAGCGAACACCUUCAGGACGUCGAGCGACUUGAGCGGCGACCAUGGGAAUUUAAGACUCGACUUCCUGGCAGACGGAGGUGCCGAUUUCGAGCAUGCAAUCACCAUAACAGGUUUUGGGAAAUUCCAUUAUAUGCUGCUGACGAUCUGCGGGUUGAUCUACAUGGACACGGCCAUCGGCGUGACGAUACUUUCGUUCGUCCUCCCGGCGGCACAAUGCGACCUAGAGAUGGACUCCAGCGCGAAGGGCUGGCUGACGGCCUCCCCGAUGCUAGGUAUGGUGAUUGGGUCGUAUAUAUGGGGAUGCCUGGCUGACACGAAGGGUAGGAAGAUCGUAUUAAUAGCUACUCUGCUGAUGGACGGCAUCGUGGGCAUCUUGUCAUCGUUCGUCCAAUACUUUUGGGUGUUCCUGCUCUUCCGGUUCUUCAACGGCUUCGCUGUGACCGGCGCUAUGGGUAUCUGCUUCCCGUAUCUCGGCGAGUUCCAACCAACGAAAUACCGCGAACGUUGUCUCUGUUGGAUGGAGAUGUUCUGGACGGUCGGUGUGAUAGUCUUACCACUCAUCGCCUGGCUGAUCAUACCGCUGAACUUCAUGUACGUGAGCAACAUGUUCUACUUCAAGACCUGGAAUCUUUUCGUGGCGCUCUGCGCCCUGCCGUCGCUCAUGCUCGGCCUUUGGCUGUUCGCCUUCCCGGAGAGCCCGAAGUUUCUUCUGGAGUGCGGCGAGACCGAGGCUGCCCUCGAGGUGUUCAAGUGGAUCUACUCGCAAAACACCGGCGCUGAUCCCGAUACGUAUCCGGUGAAAUGUCUGCAAGAAAAGACAAAGGACAAAAGCACUAGGUCGUUAAAACUGCACAAACGGAAGGACCUUAAGGUCCUCUUCGCGGAGAUACGGGAUCUGACGAGCGCGCUCUGCAAGCCGCCCUAUUUACGCAACACUGUGCUCGCCUGCGCCAUCCAGUUCGGACUUACCAGCAGCUACUACACUCUGAUGGUCUGGUUCCCGGAAUUGUUUACCAGGUUCGAAGAGUUCGAGCUUGUGAAUCCGGGCGAGACCACGUCGGUAUGUAUCGUGUCCGCCUUGUCAAACAACGCCACCCUCGUCGAUCCUUACGGCUGUGAUAUGACGAUAGCACCGUCCGUUUAUUUGCACACCGUGUACAUCGGGCUCGCGUGUAUCCCCGGUUCCAUCAUCCUGCCCCUCUUCGUGCACAAAUUGGGAGCAAAGUUCUUCCUCAUCGUGUCGCUGGUAGUCUCGGGUGCGGUGACAGUGGGUUUUUAUUAUGUGGUGAACUCGACGCAGAACCUGUGGCUCUCGUGCGUGUUCGAGGCGCUCACGUCCCUCGGGAUCUCUCUAGUUUAUUGCGUGAUCGUCGACAUGUUCCCGACGAAUCUCAGGGUGAUGGCCGCGGCCUUAUCGUUGACGAUGGGUCGCCUGGGAGCCUUGGUCGGCAACCUGGUGUUCGGUUAUCUGAUCGACUUGGCCUGCGUAAUUCCUAUCGUGCUGUUCGCCGCGUUUCUGUUCGCGUGUGGUUUCAUGUCGUUCCUGUUACCAAGAACUGGAAAAGAAACGUUGGAGUAACGGGAAAAAGGAGGAGAAGAAAAAGAGGCCAUUCCGCUUUCCUUCGUUCAAACAACGUUCGGUGAA